AUGGACACUCUCACCACCCAUCCCGCAACCGCGCAGCAAGCAAAGGCCUUUACGUCGCCUGCCUCGCUCUCUUUCCCAGGUGGCGCUGGUGAUUUGACUCCGCCAUCGUCGGAGAAGGAUGCAUCGCAGCAACAGAGCAACGGUGUGAACGGCGUGACGCCUGCAACUCCGGCCGCCACUCCUGCCGCUGGCCAGGGCGUGAGCGGCAUCGUACCGACCUUACAAAACAUCGUUGCCACCGUCAAUCUCGAUUGUCGCCUGGACUUGAAGACGAUUGCAUUGCAUGCUCGCAAUGCAGAGUACAAUCCAAAGCGUUUCGCCGCUGUCAUUAUGCGUAUUCGCGACCCCAAAACCACCGCACUGAUCUUCGCCUCUGGCAAGAUGGUCGUCACUGGUGCAAAGUCCGAAGACGAUUCGAAGCUGGCGUCACGCAAGUACGCGCGCAUUAUUCAGAAGCUGGGCUUCAAUGCAAAGUUCACCGAUUUCAAGAUCCAGAACAUUGUAGGUUCAACGGACAUCAAGUUCCCCAUUCGUCUUGAAGGUUUGGCCAGUCGCCAUCACAACUUCAGCUCUUACGAGCCCGAGUUGUUCCCUGGUCUCAUCUAUCGCAUGAUGAAGCCGAAGAUUGUGCUCCUCAUCUUUGUCUCUGGCAAGAUCGUCCUCACUGGUGCCAAAGUUCGCGAGGAAAUCUACCACGCCUUUGAGCUGAUCUACCCUGUGCUAUCAGACUUCCGUAAAUCUUGA
Messenger RNA from Pseudovirgaria hyperparasitica, 744 nucleotides. Its product is annotated as putative RNA polymerase I and III transcription factor complex component Tbp. The transcript has 4 exons. Gene Ontology annotation, molecular function: DNA binding; RNA polymerase II general transcription initiation factor activity. Gene Ontology annotation, biological process: DNA-templated transcription initiation. The record is from RefSeq and is a predicted model, not a curated record. Lineage: Eukaryota; Fungi; Ascomycota; Dothideomycetes; Acrospermales; Acrospermaceae. The coding region runs from base 1 to 744 and encodes 247 amino acids.